CGCUGAGUUUUGUUCUGUGGUGAAAUGCUACAUCUUUUAAAUACAGAAGCUCUUUACUGCGAUUGGCCUCCAUCACAGAGCUGAAUUUAAGACGCUUGCCUGAAAUCUGAAGUCUCUGUGAUCAUCAUUAUGAAGCCUUUAGUUUACACCUGAGAAAUUUGCUCCAGGAUGUUUCAUAAUACUGCCUCCAUCCACAGCAUAGGUGAAAUAGCACUCUAAGACUUUUAAACAAACCAGUACAAUGCCCUCCAGAAUUAAUGGCACCCUUAGUAAAAAUGAUGUUCAGUUGCUGUGUCUACCUUUAAAUACUCCGCUUUGUGUUUUUGGGUCUUUCUUUGUGCUUAACGGUAUUUUUCAUCGUAUAUGUGCAGAUCAGCAACCAUCUGUGUCUUAUUGUUUAAAGUCUGUUUUAGAGAUGCAAUAAUACGUUUUUUUUUUCCCAGACAACAGUACAAGUAUGAGUAAAUUUUUUUUUGGUAAUCAUUGAAAAUGAUACCAAUACUGAUCAGUUGCGAAACCCAAAAAACUAGGGGCUACAUUGUGGUGUUAACAUUAUUUACAAAAAUCAGUUCUCGCUUGCUAGGAGCUGCCACAAGCUGCUUUGAGUGACAUUACUCAGCAAGCGGUGUAGAUUUUUCUGCAUGAUGUGUAGCCGUGCAGCAGGCUACUUCAUUAAAGAGUUUACCUUCUCUGAAACGGUUGCCACAUCGUGCCUUUUCCAUAUAAAUCCUACAAACAUAAAACAACUCAUUUUUGAAAUAUCACACUCAUGAGAAUCUUAGACAGGUGCACUGACGGACUGAUCCAUGGACAGACGAAUGUAGUGGUAGCUCAGUGGUAAAACUGCCACUGCUGGGCCCUUGAGCAAGGCCCUUAACCCUCAACUGCUCAGUUGUAUAAAAAUGACAUAAAUGUAAGUCGCUCUGGAUAAGGGCGUCUGCCAUAUACUGUAAAUGUAUGCACAGACAGACUAAUGGCAAAAAUUGUAAAUAGCCAGAAAAUGGGCCUUGAGUUCCUGAACAUGAAGUAAAAUCUCUGUAUGAUGAACAAGAAGCAAGCUAUUAAAGAAAAAAUCUAUUUCAACCAUUUGACUUUGAUGUGACCUUGACCCUGUUUGGAUCAAUUCCGAAAUCUAAUCAGUUCAUCUGCUGGUUACAAUGAUAAUUCCAUAUAAAUCAUACAAACCUUCAACCCCUUGUUGCUGAGAUAUCGCAUUAACAAGAAUCUCAGACAGACAGAACAACCUAAUCACCGCAACCUAAUCCGACAGACCGCUAUAAUGGUUCUCCUCAGAUUUAAAAGAAAUCUUAGCUACAAGAAUCUGUGUGAUUUCUGUGUGAGUCUGUGUAAUAAGUCGUCAUAGCCUAUAGAGAAUGUUACAUUUAAAUUGAGAGGCCUGUGGCAGUCCUUUUGUUGUGUUUAUGUUAAGCCUAUAGAUUGGCAAAGUUCCUGAAAUGUGUGGUUUUAUCUACUGUGGCAAUGUGUGUGUGUGUGUGUGUGUGUGUGUGUGUGUGCAGUAAAUAACUGGCAUUUGUUAUACCACUACUAUGUGUUGAGAAGGCCACAAGUAGGCUUACUAAACAAAAGAACAAACCUCUUCAGUGAAAGCCUUGUGGAUGUUGGAGCAUUUUUUAUGUAGUGUGAGUAAAAAUAUAUUUUUAUAUCCAUUAUCUGACUUGAAGGUCAACAGCUGUCAGUCUCUUUUGAUGAAGUCUUUUUGAUUUUAUGAAUGGCGAUAGAUGACAAAAGGGAUUUUUCAUGUGUGUAACCUCAUAUUUAUAACCGUAAGAAACAUGACAUGAUCAAAGGCCACAAUAAAGUUCCUGGAGACUUAAUAGCAAAUUUAUAAUAAUGUUUUUUUUUUUUUUCCAAGGAUGACAGUUUGUUUGCGUUUAUUUUAACUUUUCCUUUGCCAUGACAGUCAUUUUGCCAGAUAGUUUUUUUUGAAAAUUUUAGUUUAGUUUAAGUUUUUGAAAAUUAUAAUAAUAAAAAAUAAAGUUAUUUAAAAAAAACAAUAAAGCACAUUUAAAAAGUUCCUCAUGUUGUUUGAUUGGAAAUGUCACAUUAUUGUGUAUAAUGUUUGUUUAAGCAAUGACUUUUCAUAAAGGGUGCCAAUAAUUGUGGAGGGCACUAUUAAGGAUCAUGUAAAACACGGUGAACUAAGUGAAUUCUGUCCUGUUGUCACUUCUUCAAUAUUCAAUUAUUCACUGAUUUACAAUAUUCUAUAUCCGUAAGUUGCAAUUUUUUUGCUUGCUAAUUUUCUGUUUUAGGAAAUGAUGAGCUUAAGAUGGAAAUAAUGAUUGUGACAGAGCCACUGCAUAAAUAGUUUUUUCCCCCCAAUAUUGAAAUUGCAGUACUUGCUAGAUUAGUUAUUAAAUGUGCUGCAUUUAUUUAUAAUGUCUGAUAAAUGAGUGAUAAAAUGAGAGAAAAAAAAUCAUAAGAGUUAAAUAUACUUAAGUGGGCAGUUUUAAACUGAUUUAUGUUUAUUGUCGUGUUAACAACUUUAUUUUCAUUGGAGUUGACAUAUAGAAUGAGUGACAUUAAUAUUUAUAUUGUCUAAUAUAUCUGUAAUGACUGAAAGUGCACAAUGAUUUAUACACUGAUUAUUAAAAUAUUAAAUAUAAAAUAUAAAACAUUACAUUUAAUAUUACAGACUACAUUGUGGUUCAGUGUUCUUAUUCAUGUUAAUACAUAGUGCAUAGUUUUUUCAGUGAAACAUGGAUAUGAGACUAAUCCUCAACAGUUAGCUAAAGAUUUAUUAUUCACUAUGCUAACCUUAAACAUGGUCAUUAAACUGACUGUAUCCCAAAUGUUGGUGUUUGAGAAACUUGUACUGUAGCUAGCUAGUUCUUAUAAGCCUGGCAGAACACUGGGACGCUAAACACAAUUAUACCACAGUGGUGCAAAAUUCUCGAAUCUGAUUGGUCAGAAACUGUUUAUAUCGAUGUGUUUGAAUAAACACUUUAUUGUUUCUAUAGUACCAACACACAGGGACUUGUAAUGGUGGACGCUUCGCAUAAAUGGAAUUCACAUUAAGAGAAUGCGUGUAAUCACUGGUAAGAUUUCUGUACAUUUAUUUAACAUUUACGAAAGGAGUCUCCACACUGUAUCAGUCAGUAAAGCUGUCAGGUUUCUGCCACAGAGUAUGAAAAAAGAGAGGCUGAUGAGGGAAUGUCUGUUUAUAGCUGAUAUGACAUAGAUGACACCCAGAACUAACUUGUCAUUAUUGAAAAGAUAAUUUUCCUGUUUUAUUCCUAAUAUAACCUCCUGUUAAAUGUUACAGCGAACUAUAUACUUUGUAUCAUAAAAAAUACAUCAUAUCUAACGUGUCUAUGUAUGUUAAUAAACGGAGUACGAGCUGGCAGUAAAUAACGCUAACAGGGGUCAAGUAUACUAUAACAAGGGAACAACAGAAGUCAGCUGGAUGGGAAGUUGACUGAACCAGAAAGCCAGAGAUGGUUAUAAAACAGAAAACUAAUAAGUGGCUUGAAUUUCUACAAAACUGGAAUAUACUGUACUGUAGGUUUAACCCUAUGUUUGAUCUAAUCAGAAAUGCUGACACACACAUAUUGUCUUCCCACUGAGGUUUAAUAGUUCCAGGAUUAUUAUAGAUAACAGAUACCUUAAUAUUAUACCAUAUCCAAGAGGCCCUGGUCAUUUUAUUAGGUCCCCCUUUGAUCUCAGGACAGCCUCAAUAUAUACUGAGCCUAAAAAAGUGCAGUAUGAUGUUCCAGAAGGUUCCAUUUUAGGUCCCCUAUUGUUCUCCUUUAUAUACAGAGUGAAUAUAUGAAGGCCAUAUGUAUCAUAACACGUUAUAAUGCAUUCAGUAGGCAUUAUACACAAAAAUAUAAUUAUUUUUGUAAAGCGGCAUUACAGUUUUUCAUGAAGAAAUAAAUCAAGCCAGGUCUUGUGUUGCACUAUACAAAAGUGCUUGGUAUUGGUGUCAUAAUGUGUUAUGAAUACUAAUAGUAUAAUGGUAACAAUUCAUAGUAAAGAUAGCUAUAUCAUGUAAUGCAUUUUCAUAAAUAAAUUAACCCAUGUCUGUAAUGCCUUAUGAAUGCAUUAUACCAUGAUAUUGUUUAUUAUAACUGACCAUCACAGAAAGUGUUACCAAAAUGUCAUUUAGUUUAGAUGAUUUAAAAACAUGGUUAGGGUACACAGGAGAUAAAAAUGAGAUAGUUUACAUUUAAGUUUUCUGUUUCUCCAGCAGUCGAAUAGUAAAAAGGGGGUGUAGACAAAAGCACCUAAAGAUAAAGGAUUGAAACAAAGUAGAUUUGAUAGAAAGCCUCAAAGGGGCAUCAGUGAUUUCUGUUCUUGUAUUAGUAAGAAUAACAUGCAUUCAGUCAGAAGCAUAAUAGUGCAGAAUUAUUACUUUGGAUCAGCUGCUGUUGUCUUUAAAUGAGCUUUAUAAAUAAAAUUUGACAAUAGCUAAAGUGAUUAAUGACCAUCUCUUUGCCUUGAAUUUUGAAUUGUGUUUUCUUUUGGUUCUGUUGGAGCAGGAUAUUUUUAUGUUAAUGCUUGAGAUAUGUUUUCUUUUAAUAGAAAACCUGGUUCUUACUUGACAGACCACUAGCUGUUUGUUAGCACUAACUGACGUACUUCAGAGCCUUAAAACUUCAGGACGGUGUUCCACAAAGUUCUCAGUUACAUUCAUCCCUUUGCACAUGUAAUUCUUAAACAUAAUGUUGACUUUCACACUGAUAACUAGACCACAGAUGAUAGUCUAACUGACCAAAACAUUUUGUAAUUUUGUUGUAUGUUCUAAAUGCAGAUUUUGCCAUGCUUGGCUAUCUUGGAAGACUUCUACACUGAUGACACAUAACUUUACUUAUUAAUUAGACCAGAUUCAGCAGCAUAGCUAUGCAAUAUUGAAGACACUUUACAAUCCCAGAUAAAUGCUAAACCAACUCUAUUAAGUCUACAGGAAAGGAUGAAGUCAGUGUUAAAGGUAAUGUACACUCAUCACGUUUGUAAUGUUUGAAGACUUAUGUAAGGAAUGCAUAGUGUAAGGAAUACAUUUAAGGAAUAUAACAGUGUGGGUCAUUCUGUUAUAGUAAAAUACUGAGUGAUGGGGUGGUGUGAUAAAGCAGAGUUACUGUUAUCAUCUGAAAGUGGAUUAUUUUCCUAUAAAAGCAUGUCCCCAUUCCUCAUAUUCCUCUGCUACCACAGCAGUUUGCCAAACUCAUGUGCCAAUGGUUCCUGUUAUCUGUCAGUCUGAUCCAGACUACACUUCCCAUAAUACACACACCUUGUCACUAAUCACCACCAGUAUUAUAUAUUGGACUCUCUCUCACACACACUCACUGCAAAAGUAAAUGCUCAGUUUGUUUAGUGCAUCAGACUUUACUAAGCCUUCUAUUUCUGUGAUCACUGUUCUGUUUUUUUGUCUUUCGCAAGCUUCCUGGUUUUUGUGUUUUGCCUUAGCCCUGACCUAAGCCUGUUUUUUGAUUUUGAUCUUGCAUAAUGUUUUUGUAUUUCCCUGCGUGCCUUUCAGGGCCGGCGCUAGUUAUAGGCAGAGCAGGCAAUGAUUUUCAAAAUGCUAAAGAAGAUGUAAAAGUUUAAUAAAAACAGCAAUCGCAGCUAGGCUAGACCAUUGUUUAUUAUUUCAAAAAAGUACCUCAACUGUCUGUAUAAAUUCCAGUGAUAUUUACAUUAUCACAAUAACCUAUUUCAUACUUUUUUUAGUUUUCAAAUAAAUUGUGUUGUUGUAUUUACUGAAUAAAUACAAUUUAAGAGUACAAAUACAACUGAAGUUAACUAUUCUUUCUGCUUAGUAUUUUGUCUUCUUCACUUCCACUGUUGAUUUGGUUAUAGUGCAUAUUUAGGGUUUAUAAAUGCAAUAGAUAAUAUGACAAUCUAGCCUAUAUUGCUUCAGUAGGAGGGUGCAGUUGUGUCCAUCUCCAGCUAGAAAAAUGACAUCUUACCCCCCAUUUUACUGUAUAGAGUAGGCAAAAAUGUUUGUUAUCCCAAAUAGUGGGUUAGUGUGUUACUGUAAAUAAAUUACUGAACAAGAAGAAGAAGAAGAAGAGCUGGUCCAGAUGACCUUUCAUAUUUUUUUUAGUGUUGACAUUAGUUAAAGUUUAAUUAAUAUGCACAUUUAAGUAAAUAUAUACAAGUAAUGAUAACAGGUUUUGUAUAAAUAAAAAGGUUAGAAAUUUUAUUUCUUUGAAGUGCUUUUUAUUUAUUCUGAAAUGUGGAGAAAAGGAGGCCAGGGGGCCUCCAAUAUAAAUUUUGCCUAGGGCCUCCAAAUGUCGAACCGGCCCUGCUGCCUUUCAUUAAAAAUGCUGAACUGCAUUAAAACUGCAUCCGUCUCAACCUUCACUCUCAUGAUAUUAUCACAAACAUUACUGAGGGUAUAAACAGUCAUCUCCUCACCAGACUCUCUUUUUAAACUCUUCAGUAAGACAAAAAAAUAAAUAAAUAAAACCACUCCAUUUGAACAGAGUAAACUCGUCUGUCCUGAAGACUUUCCUGUGUCGGAAAACUGACAGCUUUAACUCUGGCUAUUACAAAGCGCUGACACUGGAGACUCCUUCCUUAAAUGUAAAAUAAAUGGCUCCUUACAGACAACUUCAACAUAUCAACAAUUAUUUGGUUUUAUUUGUUAAAUAACAGCACAAAUUUAAUCUGUUUUUAUUAGUCUUAAAUUAUGUGGAACAAGUCCCGAUGAAUGAGCUGUUACUAUAAAAAUGUUAUCAUUUUUAUAGUGUAUAUAACAAGUGCAUUAACAAGGUACUGUGGUAUAAAAAGAAAUGUACCACUAGCAAGAAAUCUUGUUAGAAUGGAUUCUAUGCAUUUUCAACAAAAUUGCAUUUUCGUCCAAAAAUGUCCAAUGUUCUGUUGAGGACAUUAUUUUUAUAUUUAGUAACCAAGCUUUAGGUGUUCAUACGAGCAUUUUUACGCUCCAUUUGAGUACUCCAAAGUAAUAUGCAAAAUGGCACUUAGUUCAAUUGAAUUUGGAAUUGUUUUUCACCAUAUUACUUUUGUUUAUUGGAUAGUUUAAUGUUUUUAGCAAACUAUCAAUGAAUGUUAAUUAAAUAACCCACGUAUCGUCUCAGUGUGUAGUGCUAUGCAAGGAAUGUGACAUUUUAAUCCAAAUGACUCCAUCUGUCCUGCUCUCCAUGCCCUAACCUCUCCAGUUUGAACCUGAACUUUAAGAGGCAAUGAACCACGAGAAGGCAGAGUGCUGCAUCUCACAUGAUCUCUCCACAGACACGGGGUCUCAUGAUGCUUAUUAGGACACAUCUAAAUCCACAAUUAAACUCAGAAUUUAUUCUAAACUGAAGGGACAAAUUUUCGAGCAGAAGUCAUGGUGUCUUGAAAAAGUCUGCUUAAACAUUCCCUAAACAACACAGUUGUUUGAUCCCUCUGGAGAUCACAUCACAACAUUUGAUAAACUUAAUGUGAGCAAAAAAUUAUGAAGAGUCUAUGAGGGAAAAACUUGAAUCAAACUGAUUUAACUCAGUCUGCUGGCAAAGUGAUGUCUAACUGAGUAUGUCAACUCACAAUGAUCAUCAAAUUUGAACUUUUAGAGUCUAAAGGUUCCAAGCAGAGCACAGCAGAGAGAGAGAGAGAGAGAGAGAGAGAGAGAGAGAGAGUCUUUUAAGCUCAUAAUCUGUCACGUGCUUACAACUGACUGGAGGCUUUUGGCAACACGAGACAAAACAGACUUCCAUUCAUCCAAACCAGGCAGCUUUUUAUUUCCUGCUCAGUCCUGAUCACAUCUCGAUUACUACUCUUACACACCACUCACUCAGUUAUGCAGUAGAUACCAGUACGUCUACAUUUUGGGAUUUUGGGAAGUUGUUUAGCAGUGUGAGCCUCUGUGAAAGCCUAAACCAUGACUCUACUGACAGAGGAGAAGCCCUACAAGUUCCCGCAGGAGAUGGGAAGCUACACCACCACCACCAUGAAGCGCCACUCCAUGGACUGCAGCCCUAACGGUGACUAUGUGGAUGCCAUGGAGGGGGCCGUGUUUAGGGCUGUGGAGCCUCCGAGGAGGUCGCAUGGACGCCUCAUCAUGCACGCCAUGGUGAUGUUCGGAAGGGAAUUCUGCUAUGCUGUGGAGGCUGCAUUUGUCACACCCGUCUUGCUAAGUGUGGGACUCCCACGAAGCCUUUACAGCCUGGUGUGGCUCAUCAGCCCUGUCCUGGGCUUCAUUCUCCAGCCAGUGAUCGGCUCAGCCAGUGACUACUGCCGCUCGCCAUGGGGACGCAGGAGACCCUACAUCCUUACGCUGGGGGUUAUGAUGCUUAUCGGCAUCACCCUGUUUCUCAAUGGAGAUGCUCUGGUAUCAGUGCUGGUGAGGCACGUCGGUUGGAAGAGAACGUGGUCCAUAGUGGUGGUCAUGUUUGGAGUGGUCAUGUUUGACUUUUCAGCGGAUUUUAUAGAUGGGCCGGUGAAAGCCUACCUGUUUGACGUGUGCUCUUACCAGGACAAGGAGAGAGGCCUGCAUUACCACGCCCUGCUUACUGGUCUGGGUGGAGCAUGUGGGUACCUGACUGGUGCGAUGGACUGGGGUCAUUCUGCACUGGGAGCCCUACUGGGCUCAGAGUACCAGGUCAUUUAUUUCUUUGCAGCGAUCACCUGGGGAUUCUUCCUCACUGUGCACCUCUUCAGCAUUCCCGAGAAGCCUCUGGGAAAGCAGCAUCCUACUGAGCCCUUGGUCCCCGGUGCCCCCUUGCUGCAGCCACCAGUAAUGAAUGGUUCCACAUACGGUUCUGUGACUAAAGAGCCUGAGCUGCGACCUCGCUCAUUCUCAGCUCUAAGCGAGGCCAACUCCAUCACAUCCAGCUCCAAGCAGCCGAGCAGUGAGGUACAGAAGAGGAUGACUCUGAAAUCAUUACUAUCUGCCAUGAUGAACAUGCCCAGUCACUAUCGCUGCCUAUGUAUCAGCCACCUGCUGGGCUGGACUGCUUUCCUCUGCAACAUGCUCUUCUUCACUGACUUUAUGGGGCAGAUUGUGUAUAAGGGGAACCCGUAUGCUCCUCAUAACUCCACCGCAUAUGCCACCUAUGAGAGGGGGGUGGAGGUGGGCUGCUGGGGGCUGUGCAUCAACGCUGUGUCCUCUGCUCUCUAUUCCUACAUACAGAGGCUGCUACUGCCCUACAUCGGCUUGAAGGGUCUCUACUUCAUGGGCUACUUUGUGUUCGGACUGGGCACAAGCCUGAUUGGUCUGUUUCCCAAUAUCAUCUCCACGCUGUCACUGUGCUGUGUGUUCGGGGUGAUGUCCAGCACACUUUACACCAUCCCAUUCAACCUGAUCUCAGAGUACCACAAAGAGGAGGAGGAGAAGAGGAAGCAGAGUGGGAAGGACGCACCUCUGCAGAGCAGAGGGACAGGAAUGGACUGUGCAGCUCUGACCUGUAUGGUGCAGUUAGCUCAGAUCAUAGUGGGAGCUGGACUUGGAACUCUAGUCAAUAUGGCCGGUAGCGUCAUAGUGGUGGUUCUAUCGGCUUCAACCGUGUCCCUCCUCGGCUGCCUGUUUAUUACUGUCUUUAUUAAACAUGUACAAUGAACUGGACACAUUGAAAUAAAUACAAAGGCUCUCUUACUAGUCUCUUUCA
Messenger RNA from Pangasianodon hypophthalmus (striped catfish), 9566 nucleotides. It is a transcript of the gene slc45a2, whose product is annotated as solute carrier family 45 member 2. The coding region runs from base 7841 to 9517 and encodes 558 amino acids. Gene Ontology annotation, cellular component: membrane. The transcript has 7 exons. The record is from RefSeq and is a predicted model, not a curated record. NCBI's taxonomy places the organism in Eukaryota, Metazoa, Chordata, Actinopteri, Siluriformes, Pangasiidae. Gene Ontology annotation, molecular function: sucrose:proton symporter activity.